Messenger RNA from Pogoniulus pusillus (Red-fronted tinkerbird), 5994 nucleotides. It is a transcript of the gene GDF10, whose product is annotated as growth differentiation factor 10. The transcript is spliced from 3 exons. Gene Ontology annotation, cellular component: extracellular region. Gene Ontology annotation, biological process: positive regulation of osteoblast differentiation; osteoblast differentiation. The record is from RefSeq and is a predicted model, not a curated record. Gene Ontology annotation, molecular function: growth factor activity; cytokine activity. The coding region runs from base 283 to 1680 and encodes 465 amino acids. Lineage: Eukaryota; Metazoa; Chordata; Aves; Piciformes; Lybiidae.
UGUGUUGGAGGAAUGUACUGUCCCUCACCCGGACCCCCCGCCACAGCCCCGCUCUGCCGCCCCCGGGCAACAGCUUCUCACCCCCGGGCCCAGGGAUUGGCCCGGCGGAGGCGGCAUCAGCGGCGGUGACGGGGGGGGGGGCCUUCCCCACCCUCCCUCCUCUUCCCUCCCCGUCCCCGCCGCCCCCUCGCACCGGUGCGUAAAGGCCAACCGGGGGACCCAGACGCAGGCAGCCACCGAGCUGCCGCCGCUCAGCGCUCAACCUCCCCUCAGCACCCCGCGAUGGCCAGCCGCCUGACCUGCUGCCUCCUGCUGUGGGCCCUGGGCCACGGGCAUUGCCGCUCGCCUGCAGGGGAGGGCGACGGCACCCAGUCCGCCUGUCCCGUCCAGCUGCCCGCCGCCCGGGACUCGUCCUCCCCCGGCCGAGACCCCAGCAGGGGCUCUUCUCCGACCCCUGCGCUGGGCAGUAUCGCUCAGGACAUGGUAGCUGUCCACAUGCUUAAGCUCUACGAGAAGUACAACCGGGAAGGGAGCCGGCCCGGCGACGGCAACACGGUCCGCAGCUUCAAAGCCAGGCCGGAAUUCUUAGCCCAGAAGCCCUUCUACUGCUUCAAUUUGACAUCCAUGCAGGACUCAGAGAUGAUCCUUGCAGCUACUUUUCACUUCUAUGCUGAGAAACGUCCUCGGCAUCGGGAAGCAUUUUGUAAGCGGUCUAAGAACUCAUCCUGCCGCCUUCUUCACCUGCCUCCGAUCUUCCGUCUCCACCUCACUUUCCAAAGCAUUCACCAGAAUUCUGCCUAUGGAGUAGUGAAAGGGAACACUACUGUGUUACUUCAAAGGCGAGGGGCUUGGCAUGCUAAAGACAUUUCAGGUAUCAUAAAAGAAUCAAAACAGGCUGGAGAGCUCAUUGUCUGUGCUAAACUUGACUCUGGGGAGAAACACCAGGGCUUCCCUGAACAGGUCACCAGUCAUUUACCUUAUAUACUAGUUUAUGCCAAUGAUCUUGCAAUCUCUGAACCUAACAGUGUGGCAGUCACACUACAGCGUUAUGAUCCAUUCCCUUCCAAUGAUGGGGACUCAAAUCUAUCUCCUAACACUUCUACUGAUACCCGAGUGAGGAGGGAUACAUAUUUCUCCAGCUCUAUUCAGAACAAUGAGUUGCCAGAAGUAGAUUAUAACAACAAUAAAUACAACAAACAUGAAAUAUGGGAGAAUGCCUACAAGUCCUUGAAGCCAAAAGCCUCACGCAAAGAACGAAGGAGAAAAGGGCAAGAAAAUACAGAAACACUUAUAAAGUCUCAGGUGCUAAAUUUUGAUGAGAAAACAAUGAAGAAAGCAAGACGAAAACAAUGGAAUGAGCCAAGGAUUUGCUCAAGACGAUACAUGAAAGUUGACUUUGCUGAUAUUGGCUGGAAUGAAUGGAUCAUAUCUCCAAAAUCAUUUGAUGCCUUCUACUGUGCAGGCACAUGUGAAUUUCCAAUGCCCAAGAUUGUUCGGCCAUCAAAUCAUGCUACAAUCCAGAGCAUCGUAAAAGCAGUAGGAAUCAUUCCUGGCAUCCCAGAACCCUGCUGUGUUCCUGACAAAAUGAGCUCUCUCAGUGUCUUGUUCCUAGAUGAGAACAAAAAUGUUGUUUUAAAGGUAUAUCCCAACAUGUCAGUGGAAACUUGUGCCUGCCGAUAAGUUCAGACAAACACAUCUUUAAUGAGGCCCAUGCAUCCUGCCUGACUACACUGGGAAAGUUGUAAAUGGGAAAUGAAUUCACUUGUAUUCAUCAGUGAAUGCAGUCCUACAACUGCUCUACUGAAAGCACGUGGAGAGACUAAAAUGAUACAAAUGGAAUGAUAUGUCUACUGUUAUCAUUUGUCUUCUGUAUUCAUCUUCCAGGAAUUCAGUACUUUUACAAAUAUCUCCCUAACCCACCUAGCCAAGACAUCUGAUAUUUAGUGAGGAAAUGUAAGUGUAAAGUUUUCCAUAAUCAAAGGACUAAAAUAUGUUGUUAUAUCCUAUUUUUUUUCUGGACUCUUUUAUCUCUUCAGUUAAUCAAGAAGAUGAAAAGUGAACUUUCAAAGGCAGGCUUAUUCUAGAAUAUCACUUCUGUACACAAAUCAGAACUUUUUGCCUAAAACACUCAUACUCUUAAUCUGCAUAUUUAUACUGAAUAAUGCUGUAAUAAAGGGCUUAAAAUGCAUAUUUUCUUCAGAAUGCAAGUAUAGUGCACUGCACAAGCUUUCAUAUAAACAGUAUGUUAACAUAGCCAUUUUUGGUUAUCCUUCCCUAAUACAUAAUUUGUUCUUCAAAAGACAUAUGUAAUAUCCCACAACCUUUGGUUUGCUGGAUAAUUUUGGGUUGUUAAACAUAUUCUCUGAGUAACACAUGCUAUAUAGUAAUAUGUUGAAAUACUAAAAAUAAAAUAACCAAGAUUUAUAUUUUUGUAAAUUACACUUUAUAUUCUCUAGAUUGUUACAUGCUUUUAACAAAAGCUAAUAAAUUAAAGGUACAGUAGUAUCUUAAAAUAGAUGAAUUGUCUUUCUAUAAAUGCACUUUCUUACAUUCUGUUAAUUAGAUGGAAAGAUGUUAAGCUUGUCAUAAUCCAUGUCAAUAGAUUAAAGAAAGAAGGGAAUACUAUGGUCAUCUAGACUGACCUCCUGCUUAGCAAAGAUCAAAGAAAUUUGCCCAGUAGUUUCUGCACCCUGCAUUAUGGACCUCCUAUCUUGAGCUUGGGAAUAUCUUUGAAAAACAUGCAUAAAUUUGGCUUUAAAGAUUUCACGUGACAGAGUAUCUCUACUGGACUACAGGUCCAGGACUACAGUUGUGCCGAAAGUUAGCACUCUUUGUUCAUAUGUGGUGGCUUAAUCCUAGUCUGAAUUUGCUGAGCUUUAGCUUCAAUUCACUGAAUCUUACUGUAACCUAUUUUACUGGAUCCCUUUUAUCUAUUAUCCAAAAUACUUUCACUGUGUAUUUCUAGUAUACAUAGCAGGAUCAAAUUACAUUUUGGCUAAGGUUUAAAUAGCUACUUUGAUUUCUUAUUCUAAGCCUCAAAACAAUUUCUCACAGCUCUUUUCUGAACUCUUUCCAGAACUCUCAUUAACUUUCUUUUGCAACAAUGAACCUCACAAUGGGACACAAUAUUUGGCAGUGCUUCCAUUGGAAGUCUUUACAGAAAUGAAAUCUCUAACUCCUGUACAGUGUUUUGCCACUGAUAUUCUAUGCUAAUUUGGUGCAGAUUCUCAGACAGAGGUGUUUAAUCAUGCCACUUCUUGCUAACCCACAUAAAAGCAAGGUUUAAUGUGUACGAGAUUCUCUGCAAUGUUACUCUCACUUCAGUUCUUGCUGGUUUAUCCUAAAUAGCUUUCAGGAAGGAGAUCAUUCUAAGGAGCCUUGUAUUGACUGCCAACUAUGACUUCCAACAGAUCACUGAACCAACCAGGCAUUUCUUCUUCUCUCAAAACACUACAGUGAUUUACACUGGAAUGACUGAGACAAACCUUUGUAUAUUGAUACUGUUAAAGAUCUCCCAUAAAAAUGUGGGGUCUUGUUUUUCUAAUAAAUCAUAAGGAACUCAGUUACAGUUUUCAAAGUAAUGCUAAUUCAUAAAGUCAAAGAGUUCUCAGAAGUUAAUGAUUUAUUCCUACAGAAUAGUUGCAAGUAUAAAACUUUAUGAAGAAUCUUAAGUCACCAUAAUUUCUAUUCUCUAUAAAAAUCUACCAUUUUCUGUAGGUCUAACCUUGCUCCCAUUUAGCACCAGCUCUAAACAGAAUGAUGUAAUAGUCUAACAUCUUUAUGUUCUCAUCCACUGUAUUUUGUUUUCUAAAGAAAUCUUUUCUAUAUCUAGAAUUAAUUCUUGGGUAAAAACUUUCUUUUCAAGAUGUGCUGAUGCAAGCAAUUUGGAAAGAGAUAUCACCCUAUGAUCUGUUAUAAGGUCUAUAGGAAAUAAGGGGAAAUGACAUUUCUAUACUCAUUAGGAUAUCUAUAAGUCCCUAGAAGAUUUGUGUGUACUUAAAGGUUUGUUAGCAAAACUAUUACUUAGGAUGGGCAAAACUAAAUCAAACCUGUAAAUAACAUAGAUUUCAGGGCAUAGCCUUGUUACAGAAGAAAUGCUAUUCCCUUAGUAGUGGAGUUUAUUUCAUUUUCUGUUCAGCUAUACCAGUCAGUUUUCUAAUGUGAACAAGGUCUUAAACCACUAUUUUUUUUUAGAAGCUUAAGCUACUGCUUUCCAGAAGUUUGGUAUCUGGAUGUCUAAUCUUCCUUUAGAAAAGAAAACUUUGCAUUUAAAAUGGCACAAAUGCAGUUAGCUGCUUCUGGAAGACAUGGAUACCCUUACUCUUUUGGUUACAGCUGAUCUGUUCUAUGAACAUCCUAAGACCAUUUCACAUAACAUUUAGUUUCUAGGGAAAAUUACUAUUGACCAGCACUUAAAAGAGCAGGUGAAGAUAAUUCAACUAACUAACCCAGAAGAAUUGAAGGUUUAUCAAUAUGGGAUGAUUCAGAACAGAAAAAAAAUAACCAAGAAAACAGCUGAUACUAGUCAGCAAAGUGUUAAUGACAUUUUUAUCUAAAACAAAUCCAAUUCCUUGAGGUCACACUUUAACUACCACAGAUAAUAGCAGCAACUAGAAUGUACUUAGGUUUUUGUGGAAUAUUUCAACUCACUUGCACAAGGCUGUGAAUGUAAAAUAAACCACUGGACAGUAUUAAUGUAUUUGUGUAUCUCAUGAAUUAACAACUGUCUCGCUCCCAAACCUCAAAGAGCAGCUUUCAAAAGAAAUUGCCAUUAAACAAAACUGUUCAUUGUAAAGUUUCUGCAAUGUGACAACUUGGCCUGACAUCAUUUGAUAUUUUUAUAUGUGUACUGGAAAUCUGUGUAUAACAACCCCCACAGCAUUUGCAGAAAACAGUGUUUAGGAGAGGAGUAUUUAUAUAAAUCACUUGAUCUACUGCACUUCAGGUCAUCAAAAUUCAUUUUAGGGUAGAUGCAGAACUCAGUACCUGAGCAUAAGGAAUGGAAGCUGUUCCUACUAAGUAAAAGACCGGAUUCUUGAAAGCAAUAAAUCUCAAAACAGUUUGUGUGGAUGUGAUGGAUUUAUGGCACAGUAUGAGCAUCCAAGGUGAUGCUAAUGAAAGUUUUGAAAAGAUACACAGCAUAGUAUUGAACCACAUAAGAAAAGCAGAUUUUCUUUCUGUAUGCAACGCUGGUGGAUCACCACUAGAAAACUACAUAUAGCCCCACCAUUCACCUUCUCAAAUAGACACUCAAAUUCUGAACACCAAAACAAAAUGAAAAGGCAGAGAAUAUGUCAUGUUACUAAAAAUCAUACUCUACUUAUUUUAUCAGAAAGCAAAUUGAGGAGAAACUUGAUUACAUUACAGAAGUACUUUGACAACCCUUAAGCCUGCCAGGAAGUCACAAGAACUCCUGUCUAGAAGGUCAAAUCAGCCACAGUGAAGUAAUAAAUGAAGCACCAUGGGUUUUGAAGUAUAAACAAUAAUCUUAAGAAAUCUUUGAUUGCUCGACAUUUUCAGAUAAAUUCUGGAUACCCUUAAAUAGUUAUGCUUUAGCCAAACACAGCUAGUGGGCUCCUCAGGCAGGUAGGAAACACAGAUGCCUUGAGUAAAAUGUAACACUCUUGCUGUGCAGGAGAUCAGGAUUGGUGCCAAAUAAUCUUGUCUGACUUUAUACCAUAGCAAUAUAAUUAACCAGGAUCUUGGAUCCAUUUGUCACUUGAACAGAUAUGUAAGUGUGUACUUGAAAAGUCUGGGAUUACUUUAAAUGCUGUGUAUACACUGCUGGAAAACAGGAGAACGGCCAGAAAAGAUAAAAUCCUGUGAUAUCUUUUCAAUUAGUUUCUUUAAAAUGUAAAAACACAUGAUACUCUUCAAGUUUUAUGCUACAUGUAAAUCGCUUUUGUAUCCUGAGAUUAAACCAUAAUGCAUAUAUUAAGAUAAACAGCAAAUUAUAUUUGUGUCUAUAAAUAAAUGAGAGAUUUUCCUCGUGUA